Messenger RNA from Salvia splendens (bonfire salvia), 802 nucleotides. RefSeq lists its product as uncharacterized. The transcript has 2 exons. The record is from RefSeq and is a predicted model, not a curated record. The coding region runs from base 302 to 781 and encodes 159 amino acids. Lineage: Eukaryota; Viridiplantae; Streptophyta; Magnoliopsida; Lamiales; Lamiaceae.
UAGUAGUAGUAAUAAUGUUUGGUACAACGCGGAUGAGUUGUUGUUACUACUCUCUUUUCCCAAAAUUAGUAGAAACUCAAUUUACAAAAACUCAAUAAAAUCAAAUCGACGAUCUGAAAUAUACGAUUUAGCAGAAUGCAAUCGAAAGUCGCCGUUGUUCUCUCCUUCCCCUUUGACGCUGUCGCCGGCGUUCCAACAGCGUACGAAGCAAUCCAAGCCUACGGUUUUCCCUAUCGGUAUACUCCCAAUAGGGGUAACACACUAUGAUCUGGACGAGACCACCGGCAAAUUCAACGCCUAUAUGAACGCUUCUUGCAGUUUCUCUUUGGAAGGCUCGUAUCAGCUCAAGUACAGCUCUGUGAUCAGCGGUUACAUACGUCAAAAUAAGUUGACUGAUUUAUCUGGUGUUAAAGUCAAAGUGCUGUUUAUCUGGUUGAGUAUUGUGGAGGUCACCAGAAACGCCGACAAGCUCCAAUUGGAAUUGCAUCUGCUGAUUUUGGGAUUCAUAAUUUCUUUAUAUGCCCGCAAUGUGGCUGUGGAUUGGAUUGCAAUGCUUUGGAUGGGGAAAACCUUCCUCUUGUUUCUUCGAUUUAAACCGAGGUUUCUAUUGGAAAAAGAUCCCCCGAUUCGACGUUGGCAUCUCCGUCAUGUGUCAGUCCUGUAUUUCAUUUUGUUUACUAAGAAAAUGAAAUAUGAUAUUGGAGCAUGUAAGUGGAUCAAAAAUUUGAUGGGUUGCCUCUCCGGACACAUUGUGUAUUUGAUUUCCACUUUACGUCUAUAAAAUUGAAUUGAUGUGUUAUAA